UGUAUUUCACAUCACUUUCAGUUAUUCUGAUGUUGUGAACAGCAGAGGCACUGACGCAACACACUGUCGUGUGUCCUCUUGGAAGACCCCCAAAACUCUGAGUCAUUUAAAAGUAUUUACGAGCAUUUUGCAGUCUGUGUGAUAGCAGAGAGACAAAUGAACUCAGCCUGAGAAGACCGAAAGACUGUCACUGGGAAAUGAAAGCCAUGGAUGUAAUAAAUGCAGUGCAGAUGUUCAUGCUGCUUUGGAGUUUCACCUUAGUCUGCCAAGCUGAUCCACAUGGCUGCGCUGUAAGUUGUGACAAUGUGACUGGAACUGUGGGAAAAGAAGUGAUUUUCACCUGCAGAGUCUCUGAACAGAUGGCUAAAUGCUGUGUUAAACUGUAUAAGUUUUUUUAUCCUGAGAUCUAUAAUGACUCUGACAUCUAUAGACAAAAGCCUCAUGAUAAGGUCUGUGAAAAGUGGAGCAUCUUCACAUGCAGAUACACUCCAGAUAAAGCAAUGAAGGAAACAUUCAGAUUCUUUGUGCAAGCUUGUAGUUGCGCAGACACAGCAGAAUUCACAGUGGAGAUAUCAGAGCCUGUUAAAACUGACGCUCCUGGCAAUAAAGAUCUUCUGUUCCAAGAUGGGAAUCCUAAAACUACUGUUGCUGCCAUCACUGCGGGUGUGAGCUGCUUUAUCAUCUUCAUCGUGCUGACCAUCGUUAUCAUUUACAAAAGCAGACAGUUGGAUGUCAGAGAGGGAUGUUUCAACUCAUCAGACAGAACGAUGACCACAAAAAAGGAGAAAAUUAUUAAGAAAGCAAUGUUUUAUCUACAAGGUGCUCCUGAAAGAGCAGCUUUAUCUGAACUCUAGUAAAUACACACAUCUCUGUUAGAUCUCUGAUACAUUCAACCCAGGCUCAUUUAGAUAAAGUACCUCGAUAUACAUUUCUGGAGACUAUCAAAUACGUGCCGUGAGCUAAGUUUUUUUUUUUUGCAGUUUUUGUUUUUCUCAAAUCCACAAGAGGCCGCUGUGUACACUUUUUGAGAUUUCUAUUUUCUCUGGCGAGUGCUAUUUGCAUCUGCUGUUCUCUUGUAAAUUCUGUUGACUGUUUGAAUGACUGACAGACUGACCGAUCGACUGACCCACCCUCCCCCUUCCCUAACCCCAACCAAUAGUGUUCUAAAAAGCACAGAUUGACCAGAAAAUGACACAGAGGACACAGCUGAACCUCACGCCUGCUCUCUAAUAUAAAAUCUGACAAGUGUCCUUCACAUAUAUUCGGAAUAAGCAUGUGUAAUUAAUAUGAAAUGUUCAUAUAUAUUUUGAGAUGUAUAAUGUAGGGAAAGUGGCCGCAUAGAGAGACACUGAAAGCGGCUGCAUAGAGAGACUCUGCAACCACUGCUGAAGAUUGUGGGUUUUUACAGUGGUUUGAUGGGUAAAUAUCAAUUUGUAGCUAAAUUGUUAGCAGUGCCAAACAGCAUUUCCCAUUGUUUACAUCCUUGCUACAACAUACCAUUAACGCUAGAUACUACUAUGCAUGUAAUAGAUCAAUUUUAACAAGUAAAAACACUUACAGGUUGUGGCUCACAAUCCACAGCUUCAUCUAUUAUGGUUGGAAUCUCUGGCCAGAAUCCUUUGCUGCUCGUGGUGAAUGUGCAUAACCUGAAGCGUUUGUGAUCUCACUAACCCAGAUAUACAUUUUUUGUAGUCCCCAAACUUUUGUAGUCUCCCUUUGUAUUGAACUUUAAACUUCUUACAUUCAGAGAUGUUGUUUAUGUUCACACGGCUACAUUACACAUCAACUAAAGUUUAAAAUAUGAUAUCGUAGUGGACCACCCCUUUAAAAAUAAUACACUCUGAGCAAAUUUACUAAACUUUCAUUUUGCUGGGGGCUGUUUUUGCCCAUUGACCUCCAUUAUAAUCACUAGGGCCACAUAAAAUCUGCGGACAUUUUUAGCUAUUUCUGUUCAGACUUUUUUUUUAAAUCUGCAUAUUUAUGCAAAAUUAUUUUGGGAGAAUCGUUACUAAAAACUUUAUAUGUGAAAUAAAAAAAUAAUGCCAUAUAUUUUAUUUAAUGUUUAAAUUGCAAAUCCAAUUAGAUCCAUUUUAUUUGAUAAACAAAGCAAGUCUCUCAUAUAAUAUCUCUACCAUAAGACAGUAAAUAUUACUUAAUACUUAAUAUUAUUAAAUAAAUCAUAUGAAUAUUUGCAUAUUAGUCAAUAUCAUUACUAAAAUCCAUUAAAAAACUGAAUAAAUCUAAAUUUACACACAUUUACACAAGUAAAUAAACAGAAUCAAUCAUGGCGCAAAAAUCUGCUGAAUUCUGCGUGCGCUGAUUGUGUGUGGGCCUAAUAUUUACAUAUUUUGAUUGUAAAGCCAUGACAGCAUAUAAUCAUGCAUUGUUGGUAGUUUUCCCUGUUGGGAAGAGGUCAAAGUUGUAAUUUUUACUGUUGAUCAUCAGCUGCAGUGCAAAACAAGUGUAGUUUCUGCCUUUUUUGUGGAGUCUUGUAUGGGUGUGAGAGACCAUUGCGCACUUAUCUUGUUAUGUCUGAGAAAAUCUAAAUAAGCAGCUCAGCUCUCAGAACAUAGUAAACAUACUGUAUUUAUGCACACACACUAUAAUCUGCUGUUUUACUCCACAGAAUAUAGUGAUAUAGGGAUGCAGACCUUGGUGCAGUGCAAUCUGUGCUGCAUGCAAUGAUUUUUAAUGGGCUCACCUAACCCUCACAGUGACGUCACUAGCUCCAUUGAGUGCAUUGUGUCUGAGAGAUGCAUUCUCAGCUUGCAUCAUAUAGACUGAAUCCAGAUACUAUUGAACCACUGAGUUUGAUUUUGCUCUUUUCUUGUUACUUUCAUAAAAUUUCUAUAAUGGAUGUGUAAGAUAUAUUUGUAUACAACAUACAUUAUUCUUCACCUGUCAUUUUAAACAGUGUGAACAUGGUUUUGUACAGUAUGUGUUAUUAUAAAACUAACAAUGAAUGAAUAAAGAUUUCUAACAAUU
This is a messenger RNA of Danio aesculapii, 2985 nucleotides long. RefSeq lists its product as uncharacterized. The record is from RefSeq and is a predicted model, not a curated record. The transcript is spliced from 5 exons. Bases 198 to 854 code for a protein of 218 amino acids. Lineage: Eukaryota; Metazoa; Chordata; Actinopteri; Cypriniformes; Danionidae.